Molecule: messenger RNA, 3114 nt
Organism: Klebsormidium nitens
Lineage: Eukaryota; Viridiplantae; Streptophyta; Klebsormidiophyceae; Klebsormidiales; Klebsormidiaceae
Source: the annotation of a GenBank genome assembly
CAGAAUUCAGAACAGCAUUGCAAGAGACGCGGCGGAGAAGCCUACUUUCAGAUGAAGGCUUUCUUGCAAGGGUAAUCCAUCUUUUGCGAGUUUACGUCUCCUGGUUGGUCAAGGACGAUGCAUUGUGGACUGCGGUAAUGUGAAAACACAUUGUGAACAAUCGAAGCGUCUGCAGCGGCCCAAAUGGCAAACAAGGACGAGGAGCUUGCGGCGCAAUACCAACAGGCAGCCGACUUAGGUGAUGCCGAAGCCAUGACCGACCUGGGAAUGUGCUACAUGAAGGAGAGUGGGGUGGAGAAGGAUGAAAAAAAGGCAGCGGCGCUGUUCCAGCAGGCGGCUGACCUAGGGUACGCCAGGGCCAUGACCAACCUGGGCAAUUGCUACCGUACUGGCACGGGGGUGGAGAAAGACGAAGCAAAGGCAGUGGCAUUGUUACGGCGGGCGGCUGACCUAGGGAAUACCAGGGCCAUGUUCAACUUGGGAGUGUGCUACGCCAAUGGCAUGGGGGUGGAGAAGAACGAAGCGGAGGCUGUUGCGCUGUACCAGCGGGCGGCUGACCUGGGGCACGCCAGGGCCAUGUUCAACCUGGGGGUGUGCUACCAGAAUGGCAGGGGGGUGGAGAAGAACGAAGCGGAGGCAGUGGCGCAGUACCAACAGGCAGCCGACUUAGGUGAUGCCGCAGCCAUGACCGACCUGGGAUGGUGCCACAUGAAUGGGAGUGGAGUGGAGAAGGAUGAGAAAAAGGCAGUGGCGCUGUUCCGGCGGGCGGCUGACCUAGGGGACGCCAGGGCCAUGACCAAUCUGGGAGUGUGCUGUGAGCGUGGCACGGGGGUGGAGAAGCACGAAGCCGAGGCAGUGGUGCUGUACAGGCUGGCGGCUGACCUAGGGGAUGCCAUGGCCAUGUCCAACCUGGGAGGGUGCUAUGCGCGUGGCAUGGGGGUGGAGAAGGACGAGGCGAGGGCGGUGGCAUUGUGGCGGCAGGCGGCUGACUUAGGCAACGCCAUGGCCAUGGUGAACCUGGGAAGCACUCUUCAAUGCAAACUCGGAGCAAGAGUUGAAGACUUUCUGAACGCCAAGGAACUUUAUGAAAGGGCCAACGGCCUUGAGGAGAACGAGUGUGCACAUUUCAACAUUGGGCUUCUGUACUCGCGAGGUAGCGGGGUACCAAAGGACUGGGCUCGGGCAAAGCACGCUUUUCAAAAGGCGAGCAAUUUAGGUCUCCAUGUGGCUGGAACAGCGUUUGCCAUUGCCGACAGGUUGAGCCAAGUGCGAGAGGAAGUCAAACCAGUCAGAAUCCUCAGUAUUGAUGGAGGCGGCAUCAGAGGUGUGUUGCCUGCAGAAUGGCUUGGACGGCUUGAGCAGGCCUUGGGAGGAGACCAGUCAAGGCCGUUGCACGAUUGCUUCGACAUCGUUGCGGGAACGAGCACGGGGGGAAUCAUUGCCACGAUGCUCUGUGCCCCCAAUAAGGACCUGAACCGCGACGCAGUCGAGCCGAUGUUUUCUGCAGCAGAAAUCGAGGGCGUGUACCGAAGUUUGGGGAAGCGGAUCUUCUCGGGUUUCUGGGCCCGCCUCCGCUGCUUCGGCUGGUGCUGCUUCCCGAAGCAUGCUGCCGGACCUUUAGAACGCGAGCUGGAGGAACAGCUUGGGGAGUUAAGGCUCGAAGAUGCACUCACUCCUUUAGUGAUUCCGGCAUAUGAGGUCGACAACGACCGGCCGGUGGUCUUCAGCUCCCUUCGGGAGGAGCAUCGCGGAAAGCUUUUGCGCGAGGUUUGCCGGGCUACUUCGGCCGCGCCGACCUUCUUUGUGCCAGCCGUCCUUGACGGGAAGCGGUUCCUUGAUGGCGGGAUUUAUGUCAACAACCCCACUAUGUUGGCAAUCACCCAUGCCCUGGAAAACAGGAAGUACUUCGAGGACAAGGGAAGAGACCACGUGGUGGAUCUGAGAAACCUGUUUGUGGUUUCUUUGGGUACUGGCUUUAAACCCGUUCAAUCUCAGGAGGACCAUGCAAGCAGUGACCAGUCAAAAAGAGCGCGCCCCAGGGGCUGCUACUGUUUCUUUGGUUGGAUUGGGUACCUCGUCAAAGCGUCGAUGAAGGGGAGCGCGAUGGUUGUUCACGACGAGGUCGAACGCCUCUUCAAGAGCUUUGGAGCAGAGGAGAACUACAUCCGGGUGGACAUUCCGCUGGUGAGCGCGUCGAAAGCGAUGGACGACAACUCGGAUGAGCAGCUGAAAAGGCUCGCUGACGAUGCGAAAGCGCAUCUGGAUCGGUCCUUUGACAAAGCGGCAUUGGAAAAGCAACUGGGCCGCAUGGAACCGACAAAACCGGAUGGCGCGGAAGCAAUCGGGAUGAGGGGGGCCCUGGGGGGGCGCAGCGCAUCGCGACUGGUGGCGGACGAUGCAGAGAUUCUGGAGCACGUUGAGGAUGUUUCCGCCGAAGCUGGGCCCAGCAACGGUUGACAGACUGCGGGGUGCCUGGCGAGCGGCCUCUGCAUCCUCUCAGUUAAAUCGCAGGACGAAAUCUUGAGUUGUCCCGUUCGGUUUCCUGUCGUUUUCCCGUCAUACAGAGCAUGCGGAAUUCCAGCUGGUCGUUCUUAGGCGAGCGGAGGUCUGAAGUCCGAUUGCUGAUUGCUUUGAUUGCUUGAUAGUAACUUUGCUUGCUUCGUGGCGUUGUUUGUCUGGGUCGAAGUCACUGCACCGGACUUAGCGUGCAAACGUGUUGCAGAUGGCCGGCGAGAUUGUGUUGCUGAUGGACGGGUUGUAGAUUAUGGCUUGUGGAUGCGGCUUUGAGUGUUGAUUGUGUAUGACCUCGCAAAUCGCAUUGUAGUUUUAGGACAGCUUCGGUGCACGUACCCCCAGAUGUGUACGUCCCCGAAAGAAGUUAGGGUAUUUGGACAGAUGAUCGUGUCCGUAUAGAGCAGAUUGGAGUAGUCGACUCCAUCCGCUCCAAAGUACGUUCAGGCUAGUUGCCAGCUCGGGACCCUCUUUAUUGAGGGAAGCCCCUUUGUUAUCUGGCGGGAAGAAGUCCUGACAUAUGCACAUGACUCUGCCUCGAUUCGAAGAAAUUCUGGACGUGACUCUGCUUUGCGAACCUGAGAUUUAAACUCUGAUUACCUC